UUUUACUUUAGCAUGAAGUUAUCCAAGUUUUCUUAAUAAGUUAUUUUCUGUCAUUUUAGUUAUGUUAGAUGAACUACCGCAUCGAAUUAAUUGGAAAGACAGUAAUACUACUAUUGGGAGUGGUUUAACAACGACUGGUUUUCAUGAAACGCACAAGGAAAGAUUUGAAGAUUGUGUUGGAAGUUGGACGAACCUAGAAGAUUGCAGACUGCUUGAUCAUGUCUCUCGAUUGGGUGAAAAUCGUUGGAAUCUUAUUGGAAAAAAGCUUGGCAAGUCAGCUUUUCAAUGCUCAGAAAGAUAUUUGAAGCAUUUACGUCCUCAAAUGUUAGGAUCCAGUAAAACCUAUACAACUCUAAUACAACAUAGAGCUAUACCACAAACAAUUCUCAAUUCAGAUCAAAAUUCAACAUGGACAAAAGAUGAAGACUCAACUCUCCUCCAGUUGUAUUUAACAUAUGGAUCCAAUUGGGAGUUAAUAGCUAAUCGCCUAACCACUAGUGGUAGUUCGCAUAAAAAACGAACUGCUGUAGAUGUAAGACAACGAUAUGAAAAAGUUGUUCUCCAAUAUUGGCCCAAUUAUGAUCAAGAAAAUCGUCCACUCUCUAGUUUACUGUUUCGUAAUUCGCUAUUAUCCUGGUCAAAUAGUUCUAAAAAUAACAGUACUCACAACAACACAAGUUCAAAUGAUCAAUCAAUAAUUAGUAAGAACAUUCCUCGACCUACCUAUCUAAUCCCAUUAUCUUCAUUAAAGUCGAAUUACGAUUCUACAACAAAUGGAAAUUGGAAAAUUCGUCUGACCCAACCUAUUCAUCAUCAUGAUUCAGGUUUUAGUGAAUCUGGUUUGUCGAACAGUGUCCAGUCUGGUGGAAGUAAUUCUCAGCAAUCUCUGAGGUAUUCGGUUGUGACGACUUCCAUCAGUUCCCACAAUUCCUUAUUAUCUACAUCGACUCCAGUGGAUUUAAUUAAAAAUGGUCCAUUAUUAUCUAGUCCUGAUAAAUCUCAAUUCAGCCUACCAUCAUCAUCAUCAUUAUUUAUCAAAUCAAAUUCACCUAAAUUACUUGAAUCCAGUAUAAAUGACGAUCUCACUAAUUCUCCUACUUCUUCGUUUUCAUUUAAUUUUUAUAAUAAUCAUAAUCAUAAUAAUAAUUGUUCAUCAAAAACAACCUCUCCAUUAAAAUCAAUUCAUCAGACAACAAAUGGAUCGUUAAGUGUUCUGAUAACUGAUGAUAACAACAGUAAUAAUACUAAUAAUAAUCAUUUUGUUAUACAAACACCUACAAAAGCAUUAAGUGAAGCUGAUCAAUUAUCAUUUCAUUUAACUAGUCCACCAGCUGUUUUAGGUUCUGCUGGUCGUUAUCCUGUUACUAAUUUAAAUCAUAAAACAACAGAUUUAGAUAAAACUCCAAUUGGUUCAAGAAUUCCACGUUGUUCACAGAUAAGAGGAGAUGGUGCACCGUUACGCAGACCACUCUGUACCAGGUUGUUUGAUAAUAUUCCAAAUAAUACUUCUCUUCCUUCAACGUCACUUUCUUCAUCGUUUACAGUUAGUAAUACUAAUCGUAAUAAUUUGUCCGAGAAAACUUUCUCAACGUUAUCCUCUUCAACAACAUCAUAUAAUUCCUGUGAUGAAGCCAAAUGUAUAGCUAUUCUUACAGCCAAAGCAACUGUUUGGAAUCGAGCACUUUUACCAACCACUUCUACAUCAACAACUGCGACAUCUUCAUUGUCAACAUCUCAAAAAUCUCAUCUUUCUUAUUUUACUACGAAUAAUAAUAAUUGUAACAGAUUAUUCAAUGAGAAUGAAUUCAACAUGAAUCCAUAUCAUUCUCUUAACUUUUCAAUUUCUAAAGAUACAAUGAUGAAUUAUCAUAAUAAUCUAUAUCCUUAUAAAUCAUAUUCUCAAAUAGUUAAUAAUGAUAUUAACUUUAAUCCUCCAUUAAAACCAUUAAAAUUUCCUGCUAGAAAACAACCUCAUUUAACACUUCGACGUAUUGUACAAAUUGCUAAUGAAGAUGAUUGGCAAGAAGUUGCUUAUGGUAAUAGCUAUGCUUCUCAAACAUUAAUUCGACUAGCUAAAUCAUUUACGAACAAUUAUCAACAACAACAAUCUAUUAGUGAAUUAAAUGAUCUCUCAUCUCAUUCAUCAUUAUCUUCACCAUUAUUGCCUAUAAUAAAGAGAACAAUAUCAGAAGAAUCAAUUAAUCAUUAUUCAAUUGAUCAUCAAGAUUGUUUCUUGGAACUAGAACAACCGAUGGACAAUUAUUAAUGAGAAUUAUUCUCUUUUUAUCUUUACUUCAUUUACUUCGUUUUUAAUACAGUAUAUUUUAAAGUGUGACAACUCGAACUAAUGUACGUACGUACGUACGAAGUUCUACGU
This is a messenger RNA of Schistosoma intercalatum, 2377 nucleotides long. NCBI's taxonomy places the organism in Eukaryota, Metazoa, Platyhelminthes, Trematoda, Strigeidida, Schistosomatidae. The record is from the annotation of a GenBank genome assembly.